AGAGUAGUGGAGCAUUUUUUUUUGCUCACCAUUGGGAGAGAAAUUGUGAAAAAAAUAUGCCCAUAGGCAAAACAAAUUUGUUGAGAGAGAAAGUGGGUAGAGAGAUAAUGGGUGGACAUUUUUUUUGCUCAUCAUUAAGAGUGGUCUAAGGACAAAUUCUUUAUUUAUAUCUAUAAGGGUAAAUUCGUAAACAAAUUUUAUUUUGCGGACGUUAAUUAGAUAUUUGAAGGCGGUAUUUAACAACCUCUCAAAUAAAAAAGAGCAAACGCCUCAAAAAAAAGUAAAAUGAAUAGUCGGAUGAAAAAACCAUUUGCCUUCCCUCCAAAUUCAGGAUUUCUUCCUGCUAUUCCUCGAUAACCCUAAUUUAGAUUUCCAAGUAGAAAUAAGGAAAUUGAAGAUGAGGAAAUGAGGUCAAAUUCGUUGCUUCUUCCCUUGCAAAUUAAUCUGAGGAGAAUUUGAAGUUGUAAUCUGGGGUACAUUGAACACUGGUGUUUAAGGAGCAUUAGUAAUGGACUCAAUUAACUUCACCAAAAUGAGCCGUGGGCGAGUAUUUUGGUCAGACUUGUCCCCGGAGUUGUUGUCAAAAAUUGUUGCAUGCCUUGAGAGUCGAUCGGACACCCAGAACUUUCGGGCAGUUUGUAAGGCAUGGAAGAGAUCAAUCACUUUACAUGAUCUCACCUCAGAGAACAUAUUAUCCACUAUUUUCCCCUACUUUCUAGCAACCUGCGCUGGAAGUUGGUUAGAUGAUAGCGCUCCUUUCUCACCGGUUGUAAUGGCGAGUUAUGUUUUACUCUUUCGAUCAACUCACGAUCCUAAGCUCCCACCCUGGUUAUUUACUACUGAAUAGUUGCACCCUGGUAAGUUGUUUGUGAGCAGAUUCCUCUCACCAAUCGCCAUUAAAUUAUUGCCCACCGGUUUCCCAAGGAAAUUGGAUUUAUCUUACAUUCAACUAUCUGAGUUAGCUGUAUUCCAUAGGUUAAGGUUUGUUGAUGCUCCUAGAGAUAUGUUUGGGAAGAAGAGUCUUCCAGAGUUCAACGAUAAUAGGGUGGUUUUGUUUGUAAAUCCUAAUUGUAGUAAAACUUACCCUACAAUUGGUGAUUGUACUGCCAUAGUUUUACAUCAUAAAGGGGCCUUAUGUGCAAUAAGGCUUAAAGACAAGUGAGAGUUAAAGGUGAGAUUCCGGGAAUCCUAUCUAGGGGUGGAAAAGUUUGAUGAUAUAGUUAAUUUUAAAGGAAAGAUUUAUGCUAUUGAUCGCAGAUGCAGAGUCUUUACGAUGGAUUACAAUACCUUAUCAUUGUUGCUCUUGAUAGAAAAGCCAGUACUUGAGUUUUCAUGUUAUAAGAGACGUCUAGCUGUAUCAAGUGAUCAUCAAGAAUUGUAUUUGAUUGAUAGAUUGUGUAGGCAUGGAACAAGAGAUGGAAUAGAUUUUACCAUUUAUAAGUUAAACAAGGACGAGACAAAAUGGGAUGUAGUUGAAGGGGUUGGUGAUGAUAAGAUACUAUUUGUAACUUUUGAUGAGAGUUUCUUUGCCUCAGUGGAGGAUUUUCAAGGCUGGAAAGGCAAUUGCAUUGUCUUCUAUAGAGGUUGUUCCUCUCUUCCCGAUCAAGAUGAUUCACUUUUUGCUUAUAAUUUUUAUGGUGGUGAUUGUCAAUAUUUGGCAUCUUAUCAAUCUAGAGUGUUCUGGCCACCUCCAACUUGGCUAUCAUCAAAUGCGCUUAUGUCCAAAUGGGCAACAAAGGAAGAUGAGCAGACUCAAUCUGAUGUUGACAGUGAAGUUGGUGAAUUCCCGACUCCAAUUAAACUUGACCUUGUGGUUGUGGAACAAUUUGUUGAGGCACCCUCUAUCUCUGAAGCACGAGGAAGCAUCUCACGAGUUAUGACACAUUCAUACUUUUUAAUUGCAGAGGGGUCUGAAGUUUCAGCAGAGCUUGAGUUUCCCAAUCAACAGAAUCUAAUCCUAAGCAUGGAGAAUAAAGCUCUUAAGCAACGUUUGGAAAGCUUGGCCCAGGAGCAGCUCAUCAAACACCCUAAGUUGGAGCAUGAAGUUUUGGAAAGAGAAAUAGGCCGUCUUCAGGCUUUGUACCAACAGCAGCAGCAGCAGCCACACCAGCCACUUCAGCGGCCGUCAUCUAGCCACAGACGUACAAAUAGCAGAGAUCUUGAUUCACAGUUUGCAAAUCUCAAUUUAAAGCAUAAGGAGUGUAGUUUAGGGCUUGACUCCUUCAGUGGUCCAGUUGGUAUUUGAACCUUGGGAUUGUCAGAGGAAUUUGUAUCUGCUUUGUGUCCUUCAAUCACACUGAUGCCAACCUUGGGAUUGUCUUUUUUUAAUUUUUUUCUUCAGUUUUUUAAAGUGUAAUAUUACA
Molecule: messenger RNA, 2363 nt
Organism: Chenopodium quinoa (quinoa)
Lineage: Eukaryota; Viridiplantae; Streptophyta; Magnoliopsida; Caryophyllales; Amaranthaceae
Exons: 5
Coding region: 1274-2245 (323 amino acids)
Source: RefSeq, a predicted model, not a curated record